AUGGUUACUGAGCCAGUUACACCUAGCUCCGCUAGCACCUCUGAGAUGGCCACAGGUGUUGGUCGGGCUUCUCCCAGUGGUAGCCAAACCACCAACUCUAGGGAACAGCAUGCUCAGAUGCUUUUUAGGAUUCAGCAGUUGGAAGAACAAGUAGGUCGUGCAGGAGCGGAACAUACAAUGAUGGCCUCCAGGAUUCAGCAUCUAGAGGAACAGCUGAGCAACGCAGAAACGGAACAUAGCAAGACCAAAACCCUACUCGAGGGUGCCAUAUCUGAGCAGCCAGAGCUAGUCCAAAUGGAUAAGCUCUCACAAAACCGUCGUAAAAUGUCCCGCUUUGCAGCCCGCCCUGUGGUGCACUCACACGCACUGGGCACUGGCUGUCGACUCUUGGCCAUCUGGAGGCACCUAAUCAAUGAUAUUGAAUACUUGUCCGAGUUCUGUUUCCCAGAGCAGAUUUCCUGGGAGACUUUGACACCUGCUGUCCAGGAGAAGCUAAUCCGCUGGGCGCCCAAGGCCAAGCAAUAUCUCGAAAGCGGCCCGCAAAGGUCGCGUCUAAUAUUCGAGGCCUGGAUCUGGCACAUAUUGGACGACAACAUCUUCUCAACGGUCGAGGGGCCAUGGCUUGGCGAGCACUGGGAAGCCUACUCUAUGCUGAGACGUAUUGGCGCGCCAUUAGCAAGCGAAUCCGACGCCGAGUGGACUCUCCGCUACCAUAUUUGGAGGAAUUUAACGGUUGGUCUUAUUCGAGAGACCACACAGCACGAGGCCCGUCUCGAUUAUCGGGUGGUGAUGAAUGUUAUGAUGGAGGAGCUUGGUCCAUUUUUCCACAUCCCCGAGCCCCUCGGCGAGGCCAAAUUGAACGAGAGGCUCUUCCGGAUCGUCAAGUGGGCCAUCGAGGCCGACUUUUGCAUGCAUCUCGACAGAACUGAGUGGUCUGUUGUCUUCGGGCACCCAGAGACCCAAGCGCUUCAUAGCUUCCUCUUUAGGGACCCCCAAGAAGUCCGCCAUCCGCCCGAUCCCAUUUUCGGGAGCCUAAAGCCUGUUGUCUCAAAAAGCUUCAUGGCGUUGAGUGAUGUUGCUCAUUGGUGGGACGAGAAGCUGUUCUCCCAUGGUGACCAACACGGUUACGCCUACCACAUCAUGUACUAUCGAGAUCCCAUGCAGGUUGUGGUGGACAUGUUUCCCGAUGACGAUGAGUACGAGGGCGUUUCAGGCGAUGACAGCGAUGGCGAUGGUGAUGCAGAAUCGGACGGAAAGCAGGAGCGCACUCUGAAAUUGGACACGGAGAUGGCGGGACCGGUUGAGGUGAAUGGUUAG
This is a messenger RNA of Scedosporium apiospermum, 1317 nucleotides long. RefSeq lists its product as uncharacterized. The transcript has 3 exons. The record is from RefSeq and is a predicted model, not a curated record. Lineage: Eukaryota; Fungi; Ascomycota; Sordariomycetes; Microascales; Microascaceae. The coding region runs from base 1 to 1317 and encodes 438 amino acids.